Gasterosteus aculeatus aculeatus (three-spined stickleback) is the source of this 1533-nucleotide messenger RNA. Its product is annotated as alpha-N-acetylgalactosaminide alpha-2,6-sialyltransferase 1. Gene Ontology annotation, biological process: oligosaccharide biosynthetic process. The record is from RefSeq and is a predicted model, not a curated record. Gene Ontology annotation, molecular function: alpha-N-acetylgalactosaminide alpha-2,6-sialyltransferase activity. NCBI's taxonomy places the organism in Eukaryota, Metazoa, Chordata, Actinopteri, Perciformes, Gasterosteidae.
CUGUGAAGCACAUUACUGUCUGCAAAGCAAAACCAGCCGGUAUUCUGUCCAACGUUACGUCCUCCAGUGCUGGUUGAAAUGGGAAUCUACCGGGUUUCCUUUUUGGUGAUUUUGAUCUUAACUUGCAUUGUAAUUUUUGUUUUGUCAUCGACAAAUUUAUCAAGCAGCAGUUGGAAUACUUUCUCAGACCCAAUCUCAGAAGGACCUGAGGAAAUAGCUGAGCUAUGGGUGCAAAAGGAAAACUUGCUUGCCUCAAACUUUGUGUUAACGGAUCCCACAAAACAAGCCGAAUCCCCAAAAUCGACAGUGAGAGUGAACAAACCGCCGCGCGCUCCGGAGACUCCCGUACCUGUCCUCUUCAGAAAAGACUUCAAGAAGCUUCCGCGCUUUGAUUUCGAGGAUAUUUAUAACCAGGACGCUCCACGCAGGCAGACAACGUGUGCCCAGUCUCUGCAAAACUCUGAAGAUAAAGACUUCAAGAAGAAUUUCCUCCCAAACAUUCGUUUGUUUAUGGACAAAAUGAACAUGAGCGAGUGGAACCGGCUGUCGCACUUCAACAAUCCAUUUGGUUUCAUGCAGGUCAAAUAUGAUGAGGUGAUGCCUACAGUGAAGUUGAUCCCAAAGCCAAAAGAGCCACUGCUGCUUCCACGGACGGGCAGUGACGGAUGUUUGCGCUGUGCUGUGGUGGGCACAUCAGGAAUCCUAUAUGGCUCUAAAUUGGGGAAAGAAAUUGAUGCUCACGAUUACGUUUUUCGGAUGAACGGUGCCGUCAUCAAAGGCUUUGAGGAAGACGUAGGAAACAAGACAUCGGUGUACGUUCACACUGCCCAUUCAAUCACUACUUCGCCGCAUCUGUUCCGGAAGUACGGAUACACAACCGCCCCUAAGGAUGAGGGUAUAAAAUAUGUAAUGAUACCUGAGGGGAUGAGGGAUUUCUAUUGGAUGGAGGGUCUUUUCAAACAUGAAAGAAUCAAGGCUCGGACAUAUAAUAACAUGAGGCCCUGGACAUACUAUGGUGGACAAUACAAUGAGAGCCGCUUCUACGUUCUGCACCAGGAUUUCCUCAGAUACGUUCGAAACAGGUUCUUAAUGUCUCCUCAUCUGAAUUCUUCACAUUGGGCAAUUGUCAGACCAACCAAUGGGGCUUUCACUCUCUUCCUCGCUCUGCAUACCUGUGACACUGUGAGUGCGUAUGGAUUCAUGACAGAGGACUACGCAAAAUACUCUAACUACUACUGUGAAAGGGAUAUUAAAACAAAAGUAAUUUUUUACGCCAACCACGACUAUCACAUGGAAAAGAGGCUGUGGAAAAAACUACAUGACAGCAAAAUACUGAAGUUGUAUCAGAGAACCGAAACAGGGAAGAAUUCGCCGAGCACCACACCGAACUAUGACUGACGGGAACAAAUGAUGUCAGCCGACAGAGAUGAAUGCCCUAAGCACAGCUGCCAGAUGUGCCAAUGGAAGUGGUGUGUGUGGGUGUGUGUGGGUAUUUGUGUGCACAAAGCCCUCAGGUACAGUGCGGGACUUCAC